Messenger RNA from Branchiostoma floridae (Florida lancelet), 654 nucleotides. RefSeq names its product toxin MIT1-like. The coding region runs from base 237 to 626 and encodes 129 amino acids. NCBI's taxonomy places the organism in Eukaryota, Metazoa, Chordata, Leptocardii, Amphioxiformes, Branchiostomatidae. The record is from RefSeq and is a predicted model, not a curated record. The transcript is spliced from 3 exons.
GCGGUUUGUCAUUUCACUAAGCGCACAUUACUCAGUGCGACGUCAACGUUCAUCCAUUUUCUUACUUAUGAUAAAACGAGCAGCAAUCGUCGUGUUUGACAUCGUCAUUAGCGGCCAGUGGGGGCGUAAGCUCACUCUGAAAAGGGCAAUCAAUCACGCACAGACGUCUGACGACAAGCUGUGGUAUAUAAAGGUGCUUGUGUAAGGACCUGGACACGGCUGAAGUGGGACAAGCGAUGGCGAAGAUGCCUGUCCGCUGCUUCAUCUGUCUGACGGUCCUGAUGACAGUCGGUCUGUCCUCCGCCGUUGUGGUUGUCACAGGGGUCUGCAAGAGUGACUCGGAGUGCAUGGCUGCCAAAGGAGACGGGUCUUGCUGCGCCGCCAUGAGCCCCGACCCGCUGUUCCGCGGGGUGCCGGUGUGUAAGAUGACAGGUCAGGAGAAGGAGCCGUGUCACGUGGCCUCUAACGUGCUGCCCUACCCUCUGCCCAGUCCCCGGAUCUUCUGGCGCUGUCCCUGCGGCCCGGGGCUGCGCUGCGUCGCGCCCAGAGGCGGGAAGGUCGGCCGCUGCAAGAGGGAGAGUCAGGCCUUCAGCGGGGGGCUGGACGGAGAGGAUCUGGUGGUUUAAAUAGAACAGGUUCAUUGUAAAUUCAAGC